Dichomitus squalens LYAD-421 SS1 is the source of this 1527-nucleotide messenger RNA. RefSeq names its product anthranilate synthase component. The transcript is spliced from 6 exons. Lineage: Eukaryota; Fungi; Basidiomycota; Agaricomycetes; Polyporales; Polyporaceae. Bases 1 to 1527 code for a protein of 508 amino acids. The record is from RefSeq and is a predicted model, not a curated record. Gene Ontology annotation, molecular function: anthranilate synthase activity. Gene Ontology annotation, biological process: L-tryptophan biosynthetic process.
AUGUCUCUAGAUACCCAGAAACUCCCAGCGUUUCCACCUCUAUCUACUGUUGAACACAUCAUUCUCAAGGAAAAGCAAGGGAACUGCGUUCCAGUAUACGUCGAGCUCCCUGGCGACUUCCUCACACCAUGCGUCGCGUACUUGCGGAUAGCGAAGGACUCGAAGUAUAGCUUUCUUUUGGAGUCGGUAGUUGCGGGGGAGAACCUUGCGCGAUAUAGCUUCGUCGGAGCGGACCCGUUCAAAAUCAUCCGGGUGGGACCCAAUGAAGAGACGACUGGGGACCCGUUGGUCGCGCUGCAGAAGGAGCUGGGGAUGUACAAGUAUGUAAAGCUCCCCGAAGUCCCCACAUUCACAGGCGGCGCGAUCGGAUAUGUCGGGUACGAUUCUAUCAUGCAUUUCGAGUCCAAAACCGCGCGUGUGGUAGAAGACCCCCUCCGUAUUCCCGAGGCGAUCUUCAUGCUUGUCGACACCCUUCUCAUCUACGACCACCUCUACCAAAGCCUGAAGGUCGUCUCGCACGUUUUUUGUCCUGGGGAUGCUGGCCAAGUCAACUUGUCGUUCAUCUAUCAGACCGCGGUCUCGAAGGCGAGGAGGCUGGCCAAGCUCAUCAUGAGCACCACGACACCAGAGGUGUACCAGCAGCCAAUCGUACUAGGAAACGAGGCCGUCUCGAACGUCGGAAAGGCGGGAUACGAGGGCUUUGUGACGAAGCUGAAGGAGCAUAUUGUGGCGGGAGACAUCAUCCAGGCAGUACCAUCGCAACGACUGGCGCGUCCGACCAACCUCCAUCCGUUCAACGCAUACAGGCAUCUACGGCGCAUCAACCCGAGUCCAUACAUGUUCUACCUCGAUUGUGGUCACAUACAAAUUGUCGGAGCAAGUCCGGAAACGCUGUGCAAGGUAGAGAAGAACAAGGUGUACAACCAUGCUAUUGCUGGUACCAUUCGAAGAGGGCAGACACUUGAAGAGGACGAGAAGUUAGGUGCAGAGCUUCUCGCGUCGGAGAAGGACAGGGCCGAGCACAUCAUGCUGGUUGACCUCGCACGGAACGAUGUGAACCGCGUGUGCAAGCCGGAGACGGUGCACGUCGACCAUCUGCUCAAGCUUGAGAAGUUCAGCCAUGUCAUUCACUUGACUUCGCAAGUCUCUGGCGUCCUGAGGGCCGGUAAGACUAGGUUCGACGCGUUCCGAUCCAUCUUCCCCGCAGGCACGGUGUCUGGAGCUCCGAAGAUUAAGGCCAUUGAGCUCAUCUACGAGCUUGAGAAGCAGCGCCGAGGCGUUUAUGCCGGCGCAGUGGGACGCUUCGACUUCGCCGACGACGAGAUGGACACUUGCAUCGCCAUUCGUACCAUGGUAUUCAAGGAUGGCAUCGCGUAUCUACAAGCUGGAGGAGGUAUUGUUUACGACAGCGUGGAAGAGGACGAGUACGUGGAGACAUUGAACAAGCUCAAGGGUAACAUGAGAGCGCUCGAUGUAGCGGAACAGUACUGGCACGAUAUCCAAAAUGCGAAGGGUGCGCCGGCAUAA